AUGAACACCGAUGAAGAUGAAAAGAAAAAGAAUAACAAUGAUAAAAGUAAACUUUUAGUCGGAUCAGGAUAUCUACAGAGAUUGGUGGUGUAUGGUCUAUCACGUAUAUGUAAGCGUCUAGAUCAACUAAGUACCUAUUCAAAGAGUAUUAUUGAAGAUCUAGAUCUAGAUGAAGAGACUAAAAGAGUUAUAGAGUCUAGUCAUUUGACAAGGUUUGCAAUUGCAUCUAUCACUUUUAUAUGUUCUCCAAAAGUUAAAAGAAAAGUACCUGCACAACAGAUGGUUGAUUUAGGUCAACUUGAAAUGACCAAUAUAAGCAAGUUGAUAGAGAUACAACUUGCAACAUCAAUUCCUCUACCUCCUGUUGUAUUGGAACUAAGUAAAGAUGAUUGUGAUAGUCAUUAUAUCAAUCUUUACAAGAUUACAAUGGCUGUGAUGAUAAGAACAAUCAAGAAAAUACGUGACACCAAUGCAGAUUAUAGCAAGUUGGCAGUACAUUUAACCAUUUUACUACGUCAACUAGAUAUUGGCAAUCAUAAAGAUUUAAUUGUAAUAAUAUUAAUACUUUUAAAAUGGAUGAUAAAGAAUGAGAGAAGUAGUGGAGAAAGGGUUUCAUUGGAAGGAUUGGAUAAUGAAUUCUUUCAAUUACUUUUUGAAAAGUAUUUAAUUUUAAAUGAUGAAGAUAAGGAUGAGGAUAAACAAUCAUCAAAAAAAUAUAUUCUCUAUCAUACAUUUAAUCUUUUAAAAUCAAUUAUUAAAAUACCAACCUUUAAAAGAUUAGUUUGUGAUUGGAAUCAACCUACAUUUCAACUACUUGCAUUUAUGCAUCAGAAAUAUGUAAAAGUUUAUGAGUUACAACAACAACAACAACAAGAUCAACAACCUCCUCCUCCUCCUCCUCCUUUAUCAUCCCAAUCAGCAAGGUCAUCACCACCUUUACUGAUGGUAUUGGAAAAAGUGGUGUCACAGCUAUUAGGGUUUCAUCAAGACAUUCCUUAUGAUCUUUGGGAGAGGUUGUCUGAUUUGGCUUUGGUACCUUAUACUCUGAGUGGCAAGUUUACACUAACCAAAGCAACUCGUAAAGCUUUACUAUACCUAGUAACUUAUUCUUGGGAUACUACUACUGUUAUGCAUCGAAAUCAUUAUCAAAUAAUCCAAAUCAUUAAAGACUGGCUUUCACCAAUCGACAAAACAACAACCUAUGGUAGUCUUUUAGUCAUGCAAAUAUUCUCUGUCAACAAUUCUUCUGCCUUUAUACAGAAUCUUCAUCAACACUUUAUCACCCAAGUACCAUUAAUUUUAAAACAAAAUCCCGAUUCUUUGGCCAUGAUCGAAAAUAUUUUAAAUGUAUUGUAUUCAAUUGUCAAGAUGCAAAAUAAUAAUUUAUUACGAGCAACCAUUCCUAUUCUUGCACCAGUCAUAGCAUCUAUUCAAGGAUUUAGCUCGAAACAAUUUUUUUGUCUAAAUGACAUCAUUCAAAUUUAUUUGGAAUCAAAUGAUCGAGAGAUAGCGAUGGCUGGUAUUCAAGUUGGGUUUAUUGGGUUAAUGGUGGAAAGAAAAAUCAAGAUUCCAUACCUUCAUCAAAGUGAUCCAUCUCUAAGAACAUUGAUGAAAUAUCAUUUUGUAGAAGCUCAGUUUAGUGGUGGUUUUACAUUAGAAUCAAUUCGAACUAUUCCAUUAUCUUUACAAAGAGAUAUUGAUAAUUUAAUAUUUAUUAAUCAUUCUUUUUAA
Messenger RNA from Cavenderia fasciculata, 1731 nucleotides. RefSeq lists its product as uncharacterized. The coding region runs from base 1 to 1731 and encodes 576 amino acids. Lineage: Eukaryota; Evosea; Eumycetozoa; Acytosteliales; Cavenderiaceae. The transcript has 3 exons. The record is from RefSeq and is a predicted model, not a curated record.